AUGAGUUUGGAUGAGCGUCGGGCACUCGAAGCGCUGAAAGAGGACAAUAAUAGCACCAUCGAUGGCUGGCAGGAUGACUACGAUGACUUCAGCUUUGGUAACAUCUGCGAUGGAACAGAGCCGCUCGCCAUCAGCCAUGCUGGUGGCGAGUUCACUGACCUUGCAAGAGAGGUUCUAGGAGACUUUUGGAAAACGAACAAGGCGUUUGCUGAGCAGCUGCCAGUGAUAACGGACGCGUACCUUGCGUGG
Messenger RNA from Suillus clintonianus, 249 nucleotides. RefSeq lists its product as uncharacterized. Lineage: Eukaryota; Fungi; Basidiomycota; Agaricomycetes; Boletales; Suillaceae. The annotation marks the transcript as partial. The transcript is spliced from 2 exons. The record is from RefSeq and is a predicted model, not a curated record.